CCCAAGAGGACCAGUCCCUGUCAGACUCCGUCCACACACACACAUACGCACACACACACUCACACACUCGCACCCCAGCACGGACGCUGCAGGACCGACCAAACAAACCAUGGCUGUACGGGACGCUGGCUCUCUGCUCGUCGGACUUCUGGUCCUCUUUCACACCUGGGGAGCGUGGGCUGCUGUGGAGGUCAACAUGGAGGACAGAGUGGAGGUGUUCAGGGGGGAAACAGCUUCGAUCGCCUGCAUGUUCACAUCGUCUGAAGGCAUCGGCGCCAUGAUCAUACAGUGGUUCUAUGUGACACGGGGGGGUGAGAGGCAGAACAUCUACUACCAAGACGCCACCACGAAGAUUGUAGCCCGAGGCACACCGUUCACAGACCGGAUCAGUGUGAACGGUACCGGAGCCACCGGAGAUGUGGUGUUGACUAUCAGCAACGUGCAGCUGCAAGACGAGCUGGAAUUUAUCUGUCUCAUCGGAAGUGUAACGGGGGAAGCUGGGGAGGGACGAACAAAGCUCAGGGUGUUUGAAACACCAGACCUCCCUACCAUUGAGAGUGUGCAGACAGGGAUCUCAGUCAGUGAAGACAGCCUAUCUAAGAUUGGGACGUGUGAGGUCAAAAAUGGCUUCCCCAAGCCAAACAUCACUUGGUACAGAAACAACACGCCACUACGCACUGCUCAGGAUGUGGUGAAAGUAGUGCCCAGCAUCACGAGUGAAUCCAGCGGCCUGUUCUCAGUGAAGAGUGAACUGAGCAUGAAGGUGGUGAAGGAGGACAAAGAUGAUGUGUUCUACUGCGAGGUCACCUACUUUGUUCCUGGCGGAACCAGGAUGACCGAGACCAACCGUGUCAACAUCACCGUGUACUACCCCUCCACAGCUGUAAGCAUUUGGGUGGAGUCACCAAAGGGCAAAAUCAAGGAAGGGGACUCGAUCGAGCUUCACUGUCGUGGCAACGGGAAUACUCCAUCCUCAAUUAUUUCAAUCAAGCAUACCAAGACUGAUCAGACUUGGGAGGGCAAUGUGUUGGUGCUAAGGAACGUGACCCGUCUAAACACUGGAGAUUACACGUGCACCUCUAUGGACACGGACACCUUUGAGGAGAUCACAGACUACACCACUGUGUUUGUCAACUAUCUGAAACCUGCUGUGGUGAUACCUGAAAACACUACUGUGGUGGUCCAAGGGGAUGAGCUGAAGGCCACCUGCAACGCCCUCUCUCCUCUGCAGACACACACAGCCUGGUUUAAGGACGGAGUGGAGGUUUCAACGGGCCACACUUUGAUCCUCCAGGACGCUACGUUUGACACAGCAGGGGCGUAUGUUUGUGUGGUGACUGUUCCUGAGAUCGAGGGAAUGGAAACCAGAAAAACACUUGUUGUUCAAGUCCAAGGCCCACCAGAGAUCAUGGAGAAGGACCACACAGAGAUGGAGCAGAUUUUUGAAAAGACAGUCGAGCUGAGCUGCCAUGCCAGAGGCUUCCCUGCUCCCAGCAUCACCUGGACCACCUCUGACGGGAAGGUCCUCAAGACAGCAUCCCAAGAAGACACUGAGGAGGGCGUCCAGAGUGUGGUCACUAUCAAGGUCGACUCUGACAUCACUGCUUUCUGCAAUGCCUCCAACGAGCACGGCACUGCCGCGGUGACCUUCAACAUCAAAGCCAUUACACACACCACCACACCAGCCACCACCACCACCACUACAACAACUAGCAAUCCCAUUUCCUCCACCACAGUCAAAGCCCAAACAGCUAAUCCACCAGAGAAAGUCAAGAAAGAGGGCAGCGGUGUUAUCAUUGCAGUCAUCAUCAUCUGCAUCCUGCUGCUGGCCAUCCUGGGGAGUGUGCUCUACUUCCUCUACAAAAAGGGCAAAAUCUGUGGCCGAUCCGGCAAGCAAGACCUCACCAAAGAGAAGUCCAACAAAGAUAACAUUGUGGUGGAGAUGAAGAGCGACAACACAGAGGAAGCUGUGCUCCUCGGGGUCAACGGAGAAAAGCAACCCCCCAGCGACCAGUAAAGAGCGGCGAGUACCUGGACGUGCAGAAGUGAGGAGGUCACUGCAGAUGCACCAACGGCUGCUCCCGUUCUUCCCUCUCAGGCUCAGACCCGCCGAUGCCUUCAAGCUUCCACCACAACUCCUUAUCCCAAAGUUGCGUCAUGGAAAAGCUAAGCUGUCUGUCAGUUAACGUCACGAUGGACGACCGAGACUCAAAUUAUUCCUAGCUGCAGCUUUUGCUUGCCGCCCCGUAUGUCCCAGAACAUUUCUUUUGGAAUACAGCUUGAGCUUUAAUGAGAAAUGAGCUGAGCGCUCCGUGACGAAACUCUGCUAAUAAAUUGUCCACCUGCAAACCAAGGACUGUCCAUAGCCUAUAGUGCUCAUUACUAUGAGCCUUGUAUACUGCUGAUUGUCCGUAGAACAAUAAUUAGAGCACAACAUUGACCAGGGACUGUUUUUAUACACGACUACGCAUCACCUCAGGCAAAGCCAUCACUGAAGAGCGGCCUGAAACAGCUCUUUAUCAAGUGUGCAUAUUAUAAUCUAUGUAUAUAUUUCUUUAUUUAAAAUAACACCAUUGGGAAAAAAAAACAAAAACAAAAAAACCAACCAAAAAUAAAUGACCA
This is a messenger RNA of Chelmon rostratus (copperband butterflyfish), 2622 nucleotides long. It is a transcript of the gene mcamb, whose product is annotated as melanoma cell adhesion molecule b. The coding region runs from base 110 to 2017 and encodes 635 amino acids. Lineage: Eukaryota; Metazoa; Chordata; Actinopteri; Chaetodontiformes; Chaetodontidae. The transcript is spliced from 17 exons. The record is from RefSeq and is a predicted model, not a curated record.